AGGGGGCUCGAGUCCGCGCUGGGGGCGCUGAUCGACGCCCAGAGGGCGGGCGCCGGCCUACGGUCCGCACCGGCUGCGGCCAUGGCUCAGAGGCCAUCGCGGAGCCCCUCCCGGGGAUCCAGCAGCAGCAGGUCUGGUUCCCGGUCGACGGACAAGGAGGAACCGCCCGUCACGGUGAUGCGCGCGGAGUUGGUGAGGGGCCAUCGGCCCGUCGUCGUGUCCGAGGUGCCCGUGUACGUGGCCCUGCGAGACCGGGACGGGAGGUUCUUCGAGGACAAGGGGCAUUGCCCCAACGUCCGCUACCGCUGGCUGCGCGGUCCGGUCAUCAAGCCCUGCUUCUUCCAUCCGCACAAGAUGUCGCAGGUCCAGGACGUGGCCAAGACGUACCAGAGUUACUGCUCGAAGGAGUGCUUCCUUCGAGGUUGGCACAACCUGCCCCAGCACCUGUGGGGCCCGAGGGCCGACGAGGAGACAUCGGAGGAGCCCAUUGCCGAGUGGACGGUCGUGGCGACGACUAGGAGCUACUGCCCCAGCCACCAGGACAUAGACCGGCCGCUGCGGCUGGACAUCUCCCCGAUCCUGAAGGACGGGACGGACUCGAGAUUAGGGAGCAUGUCAAUCACGACGGGCACCGUGAUCCCGACGCCGAAGGAGGCGCGGACGCGGCGCAUGAUUAGCAACGGGGGCACGUUCAAUGCCGAGUGGCUUAGCAAGCAGUUCAAGGUGAUGAACUGGAACGUGCUCGCGGACCUCUACGCCACGGAGUCCGUCUACCCUUAUUGUGAGAAGUGGGCUCUGUCGUGGACCUGGCGGAAGCACCUGAUCCUGAAGGAGCUGAAGUCGAUGACCGCCGACAUCAUCACACUGCAGGAGGUGCAGAAGGAUGCAUUCGAUGACUGGUUCAAGCCACAGCUGGCAGAGGCAGGGUACGAGGGCAUCUACCAGCAGAAGAAGAGAGAUCCGAUCUUCCACCGGGGCAAGUACACCGCGGAGGGCUGCGCCACGUUCUACAAGACGACUCGCUUCAAGAGGGUCGACAAGCAGGUGAUCGAUUACGACAAGCUCUCCGCGAGCGAGGUCGGCAUGCUGGAGGCCAACCCGCAGCAGGUGGACAAGUGCCUCCAGCGGUUCUGCAAGGGCAACAUCGCCCUCGCGGUCAUCCUCGAGGACUUGCACAUCAAGACCACGCACAGCAGCCAGGUGCCCGGCCCCAGCGGGGGGCACGUGCUCUGCGUGGUGAACACGCACAUCCUGUGCGACCCUGGGUCCGCCGACGUGAAGCUGUGGCAGGCGCACCUGCUGCUGCAGACGCUGAAGGGCAUGUCGAUCGGCAACAUGCCGCUGCUGAUAUGCGGCGAUUUCAAUUCUACGCCAGACUCCGCGGUGUACGAGUACCUCCGCAAGGGCAGCGUGCGCGGGGACCAUGAGGACCUUCGGAACGACCCGUGCGGCCUGAUGGGCAAGCUGACGCUGAGGCACUCGCUCUGCAUGGCGACGGCGUACCAGACCUGCAACGGCCGCGAGGCGCAGUACACCAACUACACGGAGGACUUCAAGGGCACGCUGGACUACAUUUGGUUCUCGCCCGACGCCCUCGCCGUCCUCGCCAUCUCGCAGGUCGACGACGAGUCGCAGUUGACGCAGGAGACGGCGCUGCCCUCCAGCACGAGGCCGUCCGACCACGUGAGCCUGGUCGCGACGUUCAUGUUCCACGACGCCCCCGCGGAGGCACCCGAGGCGCAGCCCACGGGUCUCCCCUCCGGCGCCGGGCGGGCGGGCGGCUGCAACGCAGCGGCGGCGCUGGCAGGCGUGGGCAUGUCGCAGGGCGGUGGCGGGGGGCCGAGCCCGUACCACAUGGGCAGCGCUGGCGCCCUGGUCGGCGGCGGCAUGGCGGCCCCCGGCAACGACGGCGGUCUCUACAUGGCCGGCUACCUCGGCACUGGCGGCCCGAUCACCGCGCCUCGGUACCUCUAGCCAUGCCGAGGCCGUGACGCGGCAGCGCGGGUGUAUUGUAAGGUGGGCGGCUCUUAGCGACCUCAUCCGACCCGCCCCGCGGGUCUGCCGCGGACGACCGGCCGGCGGACCCCCCCGCCGGGCGCGCGGG
Molecule: messenger RNA, 2104 nt
Organism: Prorocentrum cordatum
Lineage: Eukaryota; Dinophyceae; Prorocentrales; Prorocentraceae
Source: the annotation of a GenBank genome assembly